AUGAGUUCUUCUCUCAUACGGACAUUCGGGGCCCUCUCCCUCGCGGCCACGCGAGCGACGAUGGCUGCGCCCCGACAGGUCCUCGGCCUCACGCAGAGGGUCAUGCCUACUUCCCUGGCGGCCUCGAGGAGCGCGGCUGUCACUACGGGUGUGUUCGAGCAGGUUCGGGGGAUGAAGGUACACAGCUCUGUCAAGAAGCGAUGCGAGCACUGCAAGAUUGUUCGACGAAAGGGCGGAAAGCGACACAAUGGAUAUCUCUACGUUAUCUGCAAGGCGAACCCUCGACACAAACAACGACAGAGCUGA
Messenger RNA from Scedosporium apiospermum, 306 nucleotides. RefSeq lists its product as uncharacterized. NCBI's taxonomy places the organism in Eukaryota, Fungi, Ascomycota, Sordariomycetes, Microascales, Microascaceae. The record is from RefSeq and is a predicted model, not a curated record. Gene Ontology annotation, biological process: translation. The transcript is spliced from 2 exons. Gene Ontology annotation, cellular component: ribosome. Gene Ontology annotation, molecular function: structural constituent of ribosome. The coding region runs from base 1 to 306 and encodes 101 amino acids.